UUGGUCCAUGUUGUCUCGACGGCGUCUUGAAUAAAAACGAAUAGCAGCAGGGCUCGGCUGCACACCUUUCGUCGUCGGGUUUAUUCCGUGCAUGUGACGUGGGAGUGAAUCGGAUGGACCCACUUUCUGUGGUUUGUCUCAGAAAGCGCAACCGAUCCGCUCACCUAAAACUGACACGGUUAAACGGAGGAGAACGGAGACCGGGUUAUUUGAGGAUUCUAUUUCUAACGUAUCAAUAAAUACAGCCGAGACUUUCACAUCUCAGGAGCUAUAUUGUGAGCAGGAUUUAACUUCCACUGGGAGGCAAACACCGCGUAAAAGUUUCCCAGCACACACAGAGAGAGAGGGAGAGAGUCCUUCGGAGGAAAGGACCAUGGAGGUCGCAGCAGCCGAUCAGUCUCGGUGGAUGGCGCAUCAUCACGCAGUGCUGAACGGCCAGCACCCGGACUCUCACCACCACAGUCUGAGCCACAACUACAUGGAGCCCAUGGCGCCUUUACUGCCCCAGGACGAAGUUGACAUGUUUCUCAACCACUUGGACUCUCAAGGGAACCCUUACUACGCCAACUCCCGGGCAAGGGUCACGUACAGCCAAGCGCACGCUCGUCUCACGGGGAACCAGGUUUGCCGACCACACCUCAUCCACAGCCCCGGCAUUCCCUGGCUGGACCCCGGAAAAGCGGCCCUCUCUGCGGCUCACCACCACAACGCCUGGGCGGUCAGCCACUUCAGCAAACCCGGUCUGCACCCCGCCGGCUCCGGCUACCCCUGCAGCAGCAGCACCGGCACGGCGCCGGUCUCGUCGCUCACGGUGUCCCACUCCAACACGCACCUCUACAGCUUUCCCCCUACCCCUCCGAAAGACGUGUCCCCGGACCCCGGCCCUACCUCUCCGACCUCCAGCGCGACCAGAAUGGACGAGAAGGAGUCGAUCAAGUACCAAGUGCAGCUCACGGACGGCAUGAAGAUGGAGAGCUGCAGUCCGCUGCGCGGAGGCUUGGCCUCGAUGAACGGCCAGGGCCCGACGACGCACCACCCGAUCCCCACCUACCCCGGCUACUCUCUGCAUACGCCCCACGAGUACAGCGGCAGUCUCUUCCACCCCGGCAGCCUGCUCGGUGGAUCCUCUUCCAGCUUUACGCCGAAAUGCAAGAGCAAGGCUCGGUCGAGCUCAGAGGGCCGUGAAUGUGUAAACUGCGGUGCCACCUCCACCCCUCUGUGGCGAAGAGACGGCACCGGACACUACCUGUGCAACGCCUGCGGACUGUACCACAAGAUGAACGGCCAGAACCGACCUCUCAUCAAGCCCAAACGCAGACUGUCCGCGGCCCGGCGCGCAGGCACCUGCUGCGCGAACUGCCAGACCACCAUCACCACGCUGUGGAGGCGCAACGGCAACGGGGACCCCGUGUGCAACGCCUGCGGCCUUUACUACAAACUGCACAACGUCAACAGGCCCCUGACCAUGAAGAAAGAAGGCAUCCAGACACGCAACCGCAAGAUGUCCAGCAAGUCCAAGAGGAACAAGCGAGGGGGGGACGGCUUCGACGAGCUAUCCAAGUGCAUGCAGGACAAGGUCUCCCCCUUCGGUGGUGGACCCGGCCUUACUAGCCACAUGACCCACAUGGGUCACCUGCCCCCCUUCAGCCACACGGGACACAUGCUGCCCACCCCCACGCCCAUUCACCCUUCAUUCGGUCACCCCCACCACUCCAAUCGCUCUCCGGUCUGGGCCGAGCCCCUGAGUCACUGAGAGCCCCCCCCCCCUUUCCAGACCCCCCCCCCCCACCACCGUAGGAGCCGCCACGUCGCCAUUAACACUAAAUGGCCUCCGCGUCGCGCCGUAAGCUGAGUAGACCCGUUUCAUCGUGUACAGUAGUCGGAAGGGGAGACACUUUCAGUUUGACUCGAUGACCGAACGCCGCGUCGUUCCUGAGCUCACUGAUGGGACCCUGCAAAGCAGGACUUUAGCGAAGUCCGCAAAGAGCUAAUGCCACGAGGGGUUUCUUAGUCCCUCGGUGACCGAAGGCUUUGCAGGAAUGGAGUGAACGGAGACGCCUGUCAUUCCUUUUGCUUGUUUUUACUAAGUCACUUUGGUACCCACCUCUCCAUGACCCUGUAACGGGAGACUCGCCAGAGGUCCUAAAAAGAAACGCUGUGUUUUUUUGUUUUUUUUUUCCGCCUCACAGCCAUCUCGUUAUAUUCUGAGAUACGUGCACCCUGUCCCUCCACGGGCCGCCGUCCUUAACGGACAAACCGCCUCAGCGCUGGAGGCCUUCAGGCUCCGGGGAGACGCAGACCACAGCACCCACAAACCAGUGCUCCCCUCACAUGCUGGAUUGUACGCCACCACAUCGCUCAGCACCUGAUUUUAAUAAUGGACUUUUAUGGAAGAAUACGCCGUAAAUAGAGUGUUUAUAAAUGCUUGAUUGCUAUUAUUGUUGGUAUAGUUGAUGUGAUAAUUAUUGCUACCAUAAUUUAUUUUCCCUCUUCGAGCUUUCGUCAAAGACACAUGGAAACCAAUGAUUUAAAAAGGUCCAGUGUAUAGGAUUUCGGGGGAUCAUUGGAGAAAUGGAAUACCAUAUCCAUAGCUAUGUGUUCAUUGGUGUAUAACUACCUGAAAUUAAGAAUACAUAUUUUUUCACUAGCUUAGAUUGAAGUAUUUAUAUCUACAUAGGGAGCAGGUCCCCUUCAAGGAGUCCGCCACGUUGCACCGCCAUGUUUCUACAGAAUGCUAGACAACGUUUUUACGUUGGGUCACCGAGGCUCUCCGACGCACUCCGGAACGAGGGGUAUUCGGUCGGUUGCAGUCUGCAACUCACCGCUGGAUGCCCCCCAAUCCUCCACACUGGUCCUUUAAAUGUCAUACUCAUUGUGUAGAGAAAAACACUGACCAUAAGAAAUGUCCCUAAGCUGUACGUUUUUAUCAUUUUUCCAUCUUACAAAAGUAAAGGAAAUAAAGGAAAAUAAAGUUUAAUACUAAAAGUAA
Messenger RNA from Pungitius pungitius (ninespine stickleback), 2989 nucleotides. RefSeq names its product GATA binding protein 2a (gene gata2a). The transcript has 6 exons. Gene Ontology annotation, biological process: positive regulation of miRNA transcription; positive regulation of transcription by RNA polymerase II; positive regulation of angiogenesis. The record is from RefSeq and is a predicted model, not a curated record. Gene Ontology annotation, cellular component: nucleus. The coding region runs from base 374 to 1753 and encodes 459 amino acids. NCBI's taxonomy places the organism in Eukaryota, Metazoa, Chordata, Actinopteri, Perciformes, Gasterosteidae. Gene Ontology annotation, molecular function: RNA polymerase II cis-regulatory region sequence-specific DNA binding; DNA-binding transcription factor activity, RNA polymerase II-specific; zinc ion binding.